CUCUCUUCUCAUUAUGAAUUUGAGAAAAAUUCAGAACAAAACUCACUUUCGCUCCUUCGUUUCCAUCGAACAAAAAAAUCUUUACUUUUUUAUUUACUCCCUUGCUCGCUUUUUCUUGUUCUUCCCUCCAUUACGAUUUUCGAUUGCGGUUUUGCCAUUUUUGUGAAUGCUGUGAAAUUCGGCUCUGUGGGGUCUAGAUUCUGCAAUCUAUUUCUGGUUUCUUCUUACGUUUUUUGUAAAACUUUUGGUGCGGUGAUUCUUUUCGCUUUUGGUGAUUGAGAUUGUUAAUGCAUGUUGAGUCUCUGAGUCAAGGGAUCACAGAGAAAGAUGAAAGCUGUUGCUGGCAAACUGAUUAGCAUUACAGCUCUUGUUCCUACUCAAAAUGCCUCUGCCCUAAAUCUUGAGGAGCUAAAGACGACACUUGUUUCUAAAGCAACAUCAUUAUCCAAAACGGCACUCAAAGUUCUUCUUUGCAAACGAGAUAAACUAACUCUUGAGCAGCGGUACAUAGAAGACGAGAUUGCUAAAUGCGAUGAAUGCAUCAAGAAUAUCAAAGGUACUUACUUUCCAUUUUCUGCCACAGCUCUCUCAUUACAUGAACUUGUUGAACGCUUCUCGUGGGGGUUGGGUGUUAUAGGUGAUUGGGAGCUGCAACUAGAAACGGUUCUCCAGAGCUGUAACGAGACGUACCCGAGGCGUAUCCUCCAAGAACCUCCUGACAAGUCAGCAUGCCAAAGCAACAAGAGGGUGAAGCUCUGUGAACCUCUUCCUUCUACCAAAACUAUGUGUCAGAAACUCGAUGAUAUCUGCCUCGAUAAUAACUGGGUUUUACCACACUAUCAUGUGUCUCUAUCAGAAGAUGGAUUUGAAGCUGAAGUAAGAAUAAAUGAGACUCAUUUCGCGUAUACAAUCUGUGGAGAGGAAAAGCCUGAUGCUGAGGAAGCUAAGGAAUCCGCGGCGGCUUGCUUGCUAACUAAGUUACAAGACAACACAAGAGCCAACUAUCUUGUGGAAGAUGAUGCUAGGAAAUGUGAUAUGAAUGAAGCUGUGUCCAAAGUGAGUAAACCCGGUGAAACCUCAGCAGAAGCUGCGCUAACAUCGGAGAAGCAAAGUAGUCUUCCGCUUCAAACAGCAGAUGGGAAUCUCACCGACAACAUGUACACAGCCUUGAGGAGGCUUCGCUUGUUACUUGUAAAGGAAUCCCCUGACGGUAUCAUGGCAAGUCAUAUAUUCGGCAAUGCAACGCUUCAGCAGAUAAGCGAAAAAAUCCCGAGAACCAAAGAGGAACUCCUCGAGAUAAAUGGCCUCGGCAAGGACAAAGUAAGCAAGUACGGUGAUCGGUUGUUGGAAACAAUAGAAUCAACGCUCAACGAGUACCAUGCAAGCAAUAAGAAAGAGCCCGUGGAGUAGGUAUAUGGGCAUGGGCAUGGAGAAGCUUCAUUUUGAGUUUGAAGGCAUAAGAUGGAUCGGAGAUAUACGACGUACGUUGUGAGCUCUGUUGAAUAUUAAUUGUAAGGGGUUUUUGCUGCACUUUUUAACUUAACUCCUAUGGCCUACUCGGAUGUUCAGUAGAUUGCAGAAUUAAACUUUUUAUUACAUGUUUGAGUUCUUCGUUAUGAUCUUUAUAAGAAAACUCACAUGUCUUUGUACCCAUUUCAAUCUUUUAAAUAUAAUCAUAUAUUGUCAACACAUAUUCA
Thlaspi arvense is the source of this 1697-nucleotide messenger RNA. The record is from the annotation of a GenBank genome assembly. Lineage: Eukaryota; Viridiplantae; Streptophyta; Magnoliopsida; Brassicales; Brassicaceae.